CAGUAACCGGUGACGUUCUGCACGCGGUGUCCUUCAGUAGACCCGUGUGCUGAAUUAAAGUGCAUGCUGAGAUAAACCUGCGCUGUGAGAGAGUUCAACAUGGCGUGUAGUCGUCUAGGCCUGUUGAGGUCAGUUCUCUCCUUCACGAGAAGCCCCCUCCUCCCAGCAUGCACCAGAGUGCCCCCUCUCCUCCAGCACCGCUGCCCUCAUCCUGACGUCCCUCCGCCUUGUUAUGCCCGCUAUUACGCCACAAAGAAAAGUAAAGCAAAAGCAAAGGGACAGACGGGUAAAGUGAGCAUCAAUGCCGCCCUGGUGGAGGACAUCAUCAGUCUGGAGGAGGUGAAGGAGGACAUGGCCACUGUUCUGGAGACUUUGAAGGACGACUUCAGCCGCAACCUAGGCAUCCGGACAUCGGCAGGUGCUCUGGACCACAUCACUGUGACCACCAAGGAUGGGAAGUUCCCUCUGAACCAGCUGGGCCAAAUCUCCAUGAAAUCUCCACAGCUCAUCGUGGUCAACAUGACCAGCUACCCUGAGGCUACAGCAGCAGCAGUGCGUUCUCUACAGGAGAGCAGUAUGAAGCUGAACCCGGAGGUUGAGGGCUCCAUCAUCAGAGUCCCCAUUCCCAAAGUAACACGGGAGCACAGGGAGAACUUGGCUAAACUGGCCAAGCAGUUCAGCAACAAGGCCAAAGAGUCGGUGAGGAGAGUCCGGACCAACGCUCUGACCCACGUCAAGAAAGUCAAAGAGGGAGUAUCAGAAGAUACAAUCCGCUUAAUAGAAAAGCAGGUUCAGCAGAUGGCAGACAGCUACACAGCAGACAUCGAUAAACAGCUGGCCACCAAAACCAAGGAGCUUCUGGGCUGAUCUGACCUGAACUUCUGGACCUUUCAGAGCUUCAGAACAUCAGGCUGAAUGAUCUGGUUUACAGGAUUCAGGAGGAAAACUGUCGGCUGGAGCUUUAGCUGGAUGUUCGCAAUAACAGAAAACUGAGAAAAGGACACGCAACCUAAAAACAAGAUUUAAAAAAAAGGACUUAAAAACAAGAGGAGAAUAGCACCGGUGAUGGUGAUGUUGGAGAGCAUGGUGUUGAAGGUGCCGUUUGGGGAGAUGUUUGUGUGUUUUAUCUGCUCCAUAAACAAAUGUUGGCGUGGCACGGCAGUGGCUGUUGGCUCCCAGCGCCUUCGCUUCUUCAAACAAACAGGCGGGAGGACAGAUGUAGUUUUAAUGUGAUUCGGGUCCUCCUCCUAAUCAGAGCGAUGCCACGCUGCAGUGUUUAUGUGAGGAAGCGCAAGGGCUGGAUGUAAACUCUGCGGUCGGUACAGGAUGGUGCGAAAGCGCUCCCAGUAUCACCAGUGCCAACAUUUGUUUCACAUUCGCCGCCACCGGGCUAAAACCAGCCGCGCCUUCCUUCUGUUUGUGAGGAUUAAUCGUAAAGCUACCAGUACAAACCAAUAAAAAUCAACACACAAUCAUUUUUCAGGCCCUUUAGGCCAAUUACUGUGUUUAUUUCACUAUUGCUUUGUUCUUUAAAAAAUCACUGAUAUCAUGUGUUUACCUAUUCUGGACCUCUGAUGCACAUUUACCUCAUUAUUUGGUUUAUUUGAGUAAAAUAUUGAUGUAUUGAAUAGAAACUGUUUCAAAGAAUAAAAGUGAAUAUCCCAGAGCCUA
This is a messenger RNA of Astyanax mexicanus (Mexican tetra), 1671 nucleotides long. RefSeq names its product mitochondrial ribosome recycling factor (gene mrrf). Lineage: Eukaryota; Metazoa; Chordata; Actinopteri; Characiformes; Acestrorhamphidae. The coding region runs from base 100 to 867 and encodes 255 amino acids. Gene Ontology annotation, molecular function: ribosomal large subunit binding. Gene Ontology annotation, biological process: translation. The record is from RefSeq and is a predicted model, not a curated record. The transcript has 7 exons. Gene Ontology annotation, cellular component: mitochondrion.